AUGCAGGGGCGCGUCCGGCUCGUCCUGUUCGACGUGUUCGACACGCUCUGCACACCACGUCUACCAGUGCACGAACAGUAUGCCAUCGAGGCGUGCAAAGCUGGGCUCAACGUCACUCCGGAGCGGGUGCGGGCUGGCUUCCGGCCGGCGUUCAAGGAGAUGAACGCUAUCCAUCCCGUGUAUGGGAAACACUCGAACCCGCCCCUCACACCUGAGGGCUGGUGGACCGACCUCAUUCACAAGUGCAUGGCGCAUGCCGGGGCGAGCGAGCGAGACCUAGACAGGGUCGGGCCCACGCUCGCUCACUCCAUCUUACAGCGCUUCGAGUCGACUGAGGGGUACAUUGACUUUCCAGAGACGUUGGAUGUUUUACGCGGCCUGCGCGAACUUGGGGUGCCAACAUCGGUCGUGUCGAAUUCGGACCCAAGAAUUCUCCUCUCGCUCGAUGCCCUCGAGAUCUCCCAGUUCAUCUCGUGUGGUCCCACACUGAGCUGGGACGUCGAAGCUGGCAAGCCCGACAAGCGGAUCUACGAGGCUGCGUGCAAGGCGUGUGGUGUUGAGCCUGGGCCAGGUGUUAUCAUGGUCGGAGAUGAACUUGAGGCCGACUACCGCGGAUCCGUCGCGGCGGGCCUAGAGGGUCGCCUUGUCCGGCGUCAUGGCGAGUGGUCGGACGGAGCAGUACGCGGGCACGCAGAGGACUUGGAGGGUGUGCAUGUCAUUCGUAGCCUCACUGAGGUGCUGGAUGAGGUGAAGCGGCGGAACGCUGAGUAA
Molecule: messenger RNA, 771 nt
Organism: Cutaneotrichosporon cavernicola
Lineage: Eukaryota; Fungi; Basidiomycota; Tremellomycetes; Trichosporonales; Trichosporonaceae
Exons: 4
Coding region: 1-771 (256 amino acids)
Cellular component (GO): nucleus
Source: RefSeq, a predicted model, not a curated record